This is a messenger RNA of Fraxinus pennsylvanica, 360 nucleotides long. The record is from the annotation of a GenBank genome assembly. Lineage: Eukaryota; Viridiplantae; Streptophyta; Magnoliopsida; Lamiales; Oleaceae.
AUGAGGAAACAUGGAUGGCAGCUUCCCUACCAUCCACUCCAGGUGGUUGCUGUUGCUGUAUUUCUAGCAUUGGGAUUUGCUUUCUAUGUUUUCUUUGCGCCUUUUGUGGAAAGCAAUUGUUAUUCUGAGAUAUCUUCAAUUCGGGUUCCUGAAAACUUCUACGGAGUAAAUAAGGUUAUGCCUACAAUCCACUGGGAAGUGGGAAACAUUGUUGUGAAAAGGAUGGAUACGAAUCUUCAGUUUUAUGGUGAUCCAUACCUUACUACAGCUGAUAUCCUUCUUGGGACUGUGGAUAGACCGAAGGCUGCUGAACCAUUGUAUGCUGCCCUUCGAGAUCUUUACUGCAAACUACAGUGCUAG